Messenger RNA from Xenopus laevis (African clawed frog), 6420 nucleotides. RefSeq lists its product as uncharacterized. The transcript has 16 exons. Lineage: Eukaryota; Metazoa; Chordata; Amphibia; Anura; Pipidae. The record is from RefSeq and is a predicted model, not a curated record. The coding region runs from base 2668 to 6228 and encodes 1186 amino acids.
AUGUUUGGGCGCCAGUUACCCAGAUUCUGCUAAACUGUUUUCUCACCGUUUCCAGCCACUCACCCAGAUAUAUGCAAAUAUGCUCUUCAGAGACAUUUUUCCCAUUGGGGUCCUCCAGAUAAUCACAUAUGUUCUGCAGUGCAGAUAGGGUUGCCACCUUUUCUGGAAAAAGAUACCGGCCUUCCUAUAUAUUUUUUUUUUCCCAAUUAAUAACAUUGGGAUCAACCAUAAUUUUUACCUGCCAGGUGGCAACCAUAAGUGCAGACCUAUUUUCUGGCCAAUUUUCUCCACCAAGAAACCCCCCAUCAGUCACCCAGAUUUCAGCAAACCUGAUUUCUGACCCAUUUUCCACCUGCCCCUCCCCCACACCAGUAACCGGAUUUAGUAAAACUGCUGUCUGACCCCCAUUUCCCAACUGAAGGUCCUCCAGCCAGUGACACAGACUUGUAAUCCUCUUGCCAGUCACCAAUAUUCUGCAAAACUGCAUUCCUAUUUCUUUAAUACCUGGGGAGUCCCCCAUCCAGUCACCAAUAUUCUCCAAAACUGCAUUCUUAUUUGUUUUCUACCUGUGGUAAAACUGCUGUCUGCCCCAUUUCCAACCUGAAGGUCCUCCUGCCUCCUAUUUUGUGAGCUGUUAUCGAGCAGCGCAGCAUGUGGAGCACCAAAGCCUAGGCACAGAAAUAUCAUGAACCAUACAACAAAAAAAUGGUUGCGCCAAUUUUCCCCAGUUCUGUCUAUUUAAUUUAAUCGGGCUAACUGUAGCCACUGCUCACCCUGUAACUGGGUGGGCCCAGGUGCAAAUAUCCUGGACCAUUCCCUUACUAGGUGAUCUGUUGGGGAAAUAAAGCCUUUUAAAACCACCACUGUCUGCUAAUCCAUGAAAGUCAAACACUGCUUGAUAUUGCCUCAUAGGUGCCAAUAGACUGUGCUUGGACCUGCUACUAACAAGCAAUUGAUGGCUAGUUGGCUACAUAUAGUUGUCUAUAACAGAAAGGAAUAUGUAAGGCUAAUAAGUCAUAACUGAUAGAAAGAAGACUGGUUAAUGUAAUAAAGCCUGCACUCCAGUCAUGAUUGGACUGGAGCCUUGGGGGCCCACUGUGGCUGCAAAAUGAAGGGCCCUCUUGGCAGUCCCCAUGGGCCCCUUCCCGACCUCUAAACUCCCACUGUGGGCAUGUGUGAAAAAACAGCAAUGCGCACAUGUGAAAAACGCAGUAAUGCAUGCAUGUACGAAAAAGUUUUCGCACAUAUGUGUAAAAUGCUGCAGCGCAACAGCUGGUCAGCCGGUCUGACCCUGACUCCAGUUUAGGGAAACAGUACUAUUGCUAUACUGCCCACACCAAGGGAAUUCACAUUUAAAAGCUACUGUGAUUUACGCCAUAAUAAAAUAAAGUUUACUGAUAUUACAGAGUUCGGGUGUCAGUCUGUAUAAAGCUUGAGCUAUAACUAUCUCUAGAUCUGAAACGUAUUUGACAGCAGCAAAAUGGCAAAAUAAAUACUGUGGAUGUCCUCUUUAACCCUUGGGCUAUAAGCCCUAAAGCCAGAAAAAAUAUGUGAUAAGCUACUUACCAUUCAGUAUGCAAGCAUCUGGGAACCUCUUAUUGCUAAUGUUCAAACAAAAAGAUUUAGGGGCGUAGGACAAAAGCCACCCUCUUGUGCUUUUAUGAAUGAAUGCAUUUCUAAACAGUUAUAUGGCGUCUGACAUUAUUUUUAGAGCUGCAGAAAGGAAUUGAAAAUAUUUAUCUUUACAGCUAAUGCUGUUCUUUCAUCUUGCAAAUCUCCCUUUUCAAAUCGUAUUCAUUUAUCUAAAAAGAAACAACUCAUCACUCAGGAGAACCCAGCAAUACUUUAAAUAGACAGGUACCAAGCUCAGACACAUUGCUUGGAAAAAAAGGCUUUUCAUCUUUAGUUUUCUUUUGACUGUGCAAAAGGAAGUGCAGGAGAUGGAUGAAGCCUAUUUAUUCUGUAUGUCUUUCUAUUUGUUAUUUUGAAAUCAUCAGACUUCUAGGGGCUCAUUUACAAACAUAGGUGCUGGAUUGCACAUGUGUGGUUACCAGUUGCAGCCAAUCAACUCUGAAUGGUCUACUACAAGUUGGAAGAUGAAAGAUCUGGUUGCUUUAUUGCAUUUGACAACUGCACUUGUGUUAUUUAGCAUGUAUGUUCAUGAAUAAGCCCUCUAGUGUAUUUGAUUGUGCAUUAAAAUAUAUCAGUCUCAUAUCAUACUUUUUGUUAUGCUUUCUUGGCAUAUGCAAUCUUCUGUAAUUGCACAGAUAAUUUUGUGGUACUUGUUAUAUUUUUAAGACAUGCUGCAAUGCUGUCAGACUUCUGUGUAUAUAGCUGAUUUUCCAUUUUACCAUAUAUUUAGGGAUCAGAUAGUAAUAAAAUAAUAGUUAUAUAUCGUUGAAGCUCAUGAACAAGACCAUAGUGGGCCAUAUACAGCCCUCCAAUAGCAAACUCGACCUAUUCCACUGCUUACUGAUCAAAACCAGAAGCCCCCUGCAGACAGUGAAGGAUGGGACAGCCUGGAUAACCGACUUGUGCUAUAGAACAACAACUGUAUUCAGCAGGGCUCCCCAUGUUCCUGAGCUACCAUUCGGGAACUCUGCAUGAAACUUUCUGCAAGUGACCACAGCCCUGCGCAGGCAAACUAUCCAAUCACCUAAUUAAGUCAUGGAGGAAAGCGAUACAACUGGGGAUGAACAAGAAGACCUUCCUUACGAUGGGAUCCUUGAAUGCUAUUUGACUCCAAAUGUAAACCAAGAUGACAUUAGCAAUUCUGGUGAGGAUACUGGUGGUCAUCAAAAUGCAAUUAAUCUUGAGGAAGAUAAAGAAGAUCACUCUCCAAAAGAUGCUGAAUGUGUUCCUUCUGAAAAUGUUGAUGCUUCUAAUUUUUCUGAACAAACCAUUACAUGUGGAUCUUUUGAUGGUUCAGAACUGCUUCUGUCUAGCAAAGGUAUCAGCAAGAGCUUAGAGUCCCAGAGCACUGUCAUUCCUGAUGUCCUGCUUCAUCAUUUUAAUGAAGACAGUCUGAUUAAUCAGUGUGAUUUCAUUGACUUUGAGACUAUCCCAGAACUAUCAUUAGGUGAAAGCAUUAAUGGAGCUCUGAUCAGUAAUAUCAGUUUUUCAGACUAUGACACAGAUAAUCAUCAGUCAGAGCAAAAUGAAGACCAAGAAAAAUAUUAUUUGGAAAGAGACAAUAUAAAGUCAUUUAAGGACACCCAUGAACCCAAAUCUGUCGAACUUUCUGUUGAUGCUUCCAUUCAGGAGCCAAAUGGAGAGAUAAAUCUCGGACCAAGUGCAGAAAGUAUUUCAAUAAAAGAAUUACAGCCUACUGAAACUGACAUAACAAACAAAAGGUACAGAUAUCAAGAAAGAAGACAUUCUUUCCACGAUAUCAAGUAUGGCCAAGGGCAGGUUCACUACAGGCUGCCAGAUUUCUCAAAAAUACCUCCUAGGAUAAAAAUACCCAAAGGAACGGACAGCUGUAGAUCUGUCCCUACCUUACACAGAAGUAGAUCAUCUCCAAGUAUGAUUGGUUUGUCUGCUGUGGUGGGAGAACUAUUGGAUUCCAUGCAGUCUUCCAAUGAGCCUGGGAAUAUAAAAGAAACAGGUAGGGCCUUAGAACCUCUAGGCCACACCUCUACACUUCUGAGCCAGCAGGGUUCCCGAUGUGGCUUUUCUUCUAUUAAUGAACUCGACAAACAGCAGCCUGGAAGUGACCACAGCACUUUUCCAGGUGAUCUUUCCAUUGAGCUGAAGGACUCAUGUAAUAGCAAGAAAAGCGACACAACAAGUGAUGAACAAGAAGACCUGCCUUAUGGUGGGAUCCUAGAAUGCUAUUUGACUCCAAAUGUAAACCAAGAUGACAUUAACAAUUCUAGUGAGGAUGCUGGUGGUCUUCAAAAUGUAAUGAUUCUUGAUGAAUAUGAAGAAGCUCACGCUUCAGAUUGUGAGAAGUGUGCUGAAGACGAACUACGCAUUCCUUCAGAAAAUACAGAUUAUUCAAAUUUUUCUGAACAAACCAUGACAUGUGGGACUUUUGAUGGUUCAGAACUGCUUUUGUCUAGUAAAGGGAAGAGCAAGAGCUUAGAGUUCCAGAGCACUGUCAUUCCAGAGGUCCUGCGACGCCAUCUCAAUGAAGACAGUCUGCUUAAUCAGUGGGAUUUCAUUGGCUAUGAGACUAUCCCAGAACUCUCAUUAGCUGAAAGCAUUGAUGAAACUGCGAUCAGUAAAAUCAGUCUUUUAGACUAUAACAAUGAUAAUUCUGAGUCUGAGCAAAGUGAAAAUCAAGAAAAGUGUUUUUUGGAAAGAGAAAAUAAAGAGCUAUUUAACAACCAAGAUGAACACAUAUGUAAUCAAGAACACUUAGUUGAUGCCGACUUUCAGGAGAUAGAUGGAGAGACAAAUAUUGGACCAAGUGCAGAAAGUAUGGAAUUAAAAGAAUUGCCACCUACUGAAACCGAUUUAGCAACCCAAGAGGAUACAUAUCAAGAAAGAAGACAUUCUUCCUACGAUAUCAAGUAUGGCCAAGGGCAGGUUCACUACAAGCUACCUGAUUUCUCAAAAAUACCUCCUAAAGUAAAAAUACCGAAAGGGAAUAGCAGCUCUAGAUCUGUUCCUACCUUACACAGAAGCAGAUCAUCUCCAAGUAUGAUUAAAUCAUCAACUGUGGUGAGAGAAUUACUGGACACUAUGCAGCUUUUCAAUGAGCCUGGCAAUAUAACUGAAACAGCACUUCUAAGCCAGGUAUCCCAGCCACUUGUUUGUGGGUUAGAGUUUAGUACGAAACCCCAGCAGUUUACAUCAGCACUACCAUUAAGCGUUCUAGAUACUUCUGGUCAACAGUUGAAGCUUCAAAGCUACAGAAAAGGGCCUCCACAAGAAUAUAUGUCUGACAUUCCUUUCCAAGCUGAUAAUUUGGCACAUGAAGAAGAAUAUGCGAGAGCUGCCAGCUUUGAGCUUCCAACAGAAGGAGAAAAAAUGGCUGACAUGCUAUUGAAAGAAGCCCAACAGCUGCAAGCUAAAGUUGAAAAACUUUCUAAUGCUAUAGUAAAGGAAUCAUUACCGCUGAAAGAACAGUGUCUGGUAUUUCAAAAUUUGAAAGGCAGCGUGGAAGCUUUAGAACUGGAUUACUUGUCCAAAAAAGAGAAACACCGGCAAUUGCAGCUUCAGACUUACAGAACAGGAUCCCAGACAAUUCGGGAAUUUGAUCUGGAGAGAGAGGUGGAGGGACAAAUCUUCAGGCUGGAAAUGCUUCUAGAGAACAUUCAAGAGCAACUUGAUGCAAAAGCUGCCAAUGAUCCAUCAAGUGAAUUAUCAGCGAAUUCAUAUGACACAGCAAUAUCUUCUAUAUCAAAGCAGGCCCAUAAGAACUCAGAGACUUCAAUGCACGCUGUGGAUCUGAAGUUUAAAAAGCAAACUAUGAAUCAGAGCUCUGACAAGGUCACAGGAAGAAAAUCACCAGUGGCCCUUGCUUUUCAUGAUAUCCAGAGUGGCUGCAUUCAUCUAAAAGCUCAAGGGGUCUCUACAGAGCACAGAAGUGCAAAAUCAGACCAACAGAAAAGUGUAUCCAAACCAAGACUAUACAGCAAGCAAUGUCCAGCCGCGCUAAACAGGUAUGUUAAAGCUGAGACUGCUAUGAAAGAGAAAAUGAGAUCUUCGUGCAGAAGAAAUGGCUCCAGUGUUACUGAAGAAACAGAUACAGCAGAAAAUAGUUUGCCAGAAUGUGAUGACAUAGAAGAUUCUUUUAGUUCAGAAGAUUCUUUUAGUUCAGAAGAUUCUUUAAGCUCAGAUUGGGUUUCAGAGAACAGGAGUGAUAUCAAAUGUACUAAAAAAGACAAUAUACCUCAAGAAUCACACAAGAAAAAAGCAAGGAUACCCAAAACCCAAGAAUACGUAGAAAGCUAUGGCAAGUUUUUAGGCAAACUGAAGGCAACUAAACCCAAGAAGAGUACGUCGGUGUACAGAGGCAACUUGCGGGUUCCCACUUCAGACUUUUCACGGUUUUCUGGUCGUGCAUCUUCCCACCAGAUCUUCCGUGGAACACAAACUGCAGCGUGUGCAGAUGGAAGAAAUCUAGACAUUAUCGACUGCAAGAUCUUGAAUUUUGCAUUGGAUAAGGCCAUUCGGACUGCCAGGAAUAUGCAGAGGACGACAGAGAGGAUGGUAACUAGUUUGGGAGCAGGUCUGGCUACUGGUAACUCUAGCUGGAGAUCAGACAGUCACUGGUGAUGCCAAGCAAUGUGCUUAUAAGCAAUAUGUACUUAUGAUCUACAGCAUGGAUCACUACUCAGGAUCUCUCUGCAAUAUCUUUGGCUGACAGAAAAUUCUACAUUUUAUUCAUUCUUUGUUAUACAGUUUUAUGUAGGCUUUGUUGCUGGUCAACAGCCAAUUUUUCAUCAAGCAAUAAAACGCUUAAAUAUG